Molecule: messenger RNA, 4228 nt
Organism: Salvelinus sp. IW2-2015
Lineage: Eukaryota; Metazoa; Chordata; Actinopteri; Salmoniformes; Salmonidae
Source: RefSeq, a predicted model, not a curated record
CGUUUUCCAGUGUAGUGCGUUCAUUGAUUUCAUACCAAAGUCAUACUUAACAUUCCACUUACACUGUCAAACAAGGAGAAAUAUUACUGAAAACUAUAAGGCGCCAAAAAAAUAUAUAGUAUAAAAAUAAGUAAGUUAUCUUCGCUUUUGUCAGGAGGGGUGACUUCUAAAAAAAAAAGCUGCUUGGAUCCUGAUCACUUUCCUCCUAACUUGUUCUCCAGAAGAAUCAAGUCUUUACAUACCCGAGGAUUGACAGACAGAAAAAGGCAAAUUGGAGGAAUACAUAACUCGAUAUUUUACGCGCUGUUUUACUGCACCCCAUAGAUCCUCUGACUGUGGGGCUCGUCGUCGGGCCCAGGGGGAGCCGCCACCAUUGCUUCCAACGAGUGGAGUGCCAACGGUAGCCCGGAGGAUGGGCUGGAAGAGGGGAACGAUGAGCUGGACAAGGCCAUGGACGGGGAUGCCGAGGGGGUGUGGAGCCCAGACAUAGAGCAGAGCUUCCAGGAGGCCCUGGCCAUCUACCCUCCCUGUGGACGGAGGAAGAUCAUCCUCUCAGACGAAGGCAAGAUGUAUGGUCGUAAUGAGUUGAUAGCUAGGUACAUCAAGCUGAGGACAGGCAAAACCCGCACCAGAAAACAGGUAUCUAGUCACAUACAGGUGUUAGCACGGAAGAAAGUUCGAGAAUACCAAGCAGGUAUCAAGGUUUCUAGCCAUUUGCAGGUUCUCGCCCGGAGAAAAUCUCGCGAGAUCCAGUCAAAGCUGAAGGCCAUGAAUUUGGACCAGGCAUCUAAAGACAAGGCCCUCCAGAACAUGGCAGCGUUGUCGUCUGCUCAGAUUGUGUCUCCGAGCCUGAUCAAGAGCCAGCUACCCCCACUGCCCCACUCUCCCUACCCCCCGCAAGCCAGGUUUUGGCCAGGCCCUAUCCCAGGACAACCUGGCCCCUCUCAGGAGCUGCUUCUAGAGCUCAACCCGGGAAGGAUUCCUGGGCUUGGCCGCAACAGCUAUGCUAUCAAACCUUUUGCACAGUCCCCAUACCCAAACCUACCAGGCCCUGCCCCCCCACCUAUAUCAACCUAUGAACCCUUGGCUCCCCCCCUCCCCCCGGCUGCUACGGCAGUGCCCGUGUGGCAGGACCGGACCAUCGCCUCCUCCAAGCUGCGGAUGCUAGAGUACUCUGCCUUUAUGGAGGUGCAGAGGGACCCUGACAAUUACAGCAAACACCUGUUUGUCCACAUUGGCCAGACCAACCCGUCCUACAGCGACCCUCUGCUGGAGGCAGUGGACAUCAGGCAGAUCUACGACAAGUUCCCAGAGAAGAAGGGCGGACUCAAAGAGCUUUAUGAGAAAGGCCCACAGAACGCCUUUUUCCUAGUCAAAUUUUGGGCGGAUCUCAACAGCAGUGGAAUGCAGGAUGGCCCAGGCUCCUUCUACGGAGUCAGCAGCCAAUACAGCAGCUCUGAGAACAUGACMAUCACCGUCUCCACCAAAGUCUGCUCCUUCGGCAAACAGGUGGUCGAGAAAGUAGAGACGGAGUACGCCCGGAUGGAGGGAGGGAAGUGUGUCUACAGGAUCCACCGCUCUCCCAUGUGCGAGUACAUGAUCAACUUCAUCCACAAGCUCAAACACCUGCCAGAAAAAUACAUGAUGAACAGUGUUCUGGAAAACUUCACUAUACUUCAGGUGGUGACAGACCGUGACACUCAGGAGACCUUGCUGUGUAUAGCGUUUGUGUUCGAGGUCUCAACGAGUGAACACGGGGCACAGUACCACGUCUACAGGCUCGUAAAAGACUGACCCACCCACCGCUCUAACACGUCUACAGGCUCGUCGAAGACUGACCCACCCACCGUUCUGCAGGGAGGUUUGGGAAUCAGCUGACGAAGCACUGCGUGACAAUAUGUACAGUACAGACUGCUCAACUGCCAAGUAACAUUCAAAUCGACGUUAGAAUGAACUGACAUGAAAACAUUUUAAACUUCCACACAUUUAUGUGAAAUAGGAAAAAGGAGGAAGUCUCAAAAGACAAGAAAGGAAAUUAGGAGAAUUCAUUGUUUUGUUUUAAAGGCAACUUUUUAACCCAUAUAGUUAAAUAUGCUGAGACAAGUGGGUCAAAUUGGUAAUGACAGUAAAUGUACAGUAGGUUGAGAUUCACUGAGGGCAUGAGAAAGUGAACAAGGUUAAGAGCGUUGUCUCCAUGGGAACACACUCUAAGCAAUAUAAGAAGAAGUGGAUAGAUUGGAAUGGUACAGGUACAACAACCAUGGAAGAAGAGCAAACACAAAAUAAUCCAAUCGUAGAAGGGUCCUACCGAGGGGUGUUUAUAAAUUAGAUAGGAUGGCAACCAAGUGCCUUUCUCCAAAGACAAGUAUUGAUCAGUUGCCAGCCACUCUGGAAUGCCUUAUUUACUACCUCUUGUCUUUAAAUAAACAGAAAGAAACCGGACAGAUGUAAAUGCAUCAUUGAAUAGGAGAAUAGGAAACUGAACAUGACUAUGCAGUUCAUCCUUUCUCAUCUAGAUCCUCGAAGCGCACUUCUGAUCCAGGAAUAUUAUGGUAUGGAUUAAACUAUUAUUCAUUUUUCUCGUGAUGUGUUAUCAUGAAUGGUUACAAGUUUAGCUGCAGUCCACGUGUACAGCAAGGGCAUAGCAUGAUCAGAUCACUCAGUUUCCAAUCCCUGGGCUUUUACGGGUCUCUAGACAACAACACAUCAAUGUGCUGUGGUGCACUUAAAAGAUCAAGAAGGGGUGAAGCAACAAAUAUUUUUAUUUUCAGCCUUUAGUUAUGUUAUUGAAAUGAACCGUUUCUGUACCGGGAGUCAGUGGAUGCUACAGGAAUAUGUGUUACAUAGGAUUCUUUUGGGGACGUGUUUAUAUUUGUGAUUAACAUUAACACUGUUUUCUUAAAAAUAUGGCUUGAGAAUCAAAUCAAAUUWAUUUUAAUUUAUUUGUCACGUGCGCCGAAUACAACAGGUGUAGACCUUACCGUGAAAUGUUCACUAGAUUAGAAUUUGCCGAAUUGGAACUGACCAAAUUUUACAGUGAGUUUUAACUAAUGUAAGACCUCAUGGUAUUCUAAUGCAAUCUCCCCAUUCAUGGAUCCCAAUUGAUGGAUAUCACUUUCAAUCUGGAAAGGCGGCAGGUAGCCUAGUGGUUAAGGGCGUUGAACCAGUAACCGAACGUUUGUUGGUUUGAAUUCCUGAGCCGGCACGGUGGRAAAAUCUGCUGUUCUGCCAAUGAUGUUGCUUAAGGCAGCCCCCCCCCCCACACCGCUCUGAUUCAGAGGGGUUGGGUUAAAUGUGGAAGACACAUUUCAGUUGAAUGCAUUCAGUUGUACAACUGACUACGUAUGCCCUUUCCCUAACCCUACAUGGUGUAAGAUAAGUUUCUCUUUCCUAAAUUGAAUUAAUAAAAACAAAAGCUAUCUCUUAUUUUAUGAGUGAACCUUCAAAUUAAUCUUAAUUUGCCAAUGCGAUCAGCCAAYGAAAAACAGAUUUUAUGUUUUGAAAGAGAGCUAUCCCCUGUGCUGUGGUGUGUGACCAUUGAUUGUUAUUUAUAUUGAAAAGAAUGGUGGGAGGGCAGGGCUGGGCUGGGAUAUGGGCCAUAUGUGUUUAUCCUUUGCCAUUGAAAUGGUGGUGUUACAAGUAUUGCUGAGCUGAACUUUAUACUAAAGACACAAUAACUGUCAUCCCCUAGCUAUGUCAUCCCCUAGCUAUGGUCUCUGCCUUGGACGGUUCACUGGACUUCUGUCAUAAGAAUUCAUACAUCAGACUUUGUAUGGUGGAUUUAGUACACCAGGAUUUGAAUGUCACACUUCAAGAGCUAGACUUAAAACAACUGCUUAAUCUUUACUAGUGGAUCUCUCAAUUUUAUCUUUUUUUACAGGCCCGUGUUUUUUAUUAUCAUUAUCAUAAUUAAUUGUUUUCUGUUAGUUUUUGUGACUUUCAGCAUCCGUUGAAAACGUUGUGUGUUUUUGUUGACAUUGAUGAUGAGAUACUGUAUCUUAUGUAUCAUAAUCUGAAUGGUAUGGGCAAGUUUGUUUGGUUAAAAGGUGGUUUAUUGUGGCCUUGGUUACCAAUUGUGCAUUGCAUUUUAGUAUUUUCUGUUAUCUUCAAACUAAAGGGGUUGUAUUAUAUAAUCAAAUCAAAAUGUAUAAUCUAACAAUAAAAGACGCAUGGUGCCUUUGGGGCCAUUUUCCCCUGAAAACUCAUUAAAACAGGUUUGUUCAUUUGA